AUGAUCUUCGCCGCCCGCCAACUUCAGGAGAAGUGCCAGGAGAUGCGGACCCACCUGUACUCUACCUUUGUGGACCUGACGAAAGCCUUCGACACGGUGAAUCGUGAAGGACUGUGGAAGAUCAUGCAGAAAUUCGGCUGUCCGGAGCGAUUCACUCAGAUGGUGCGUCAGCUGCACGACGGUAUGAUGGCGCGAGUCAUGGACAACGGAGCUGUCUCAGAGGCAUUUGCUGUGACCAACGGAGUGAAGCAGGGAUGCAUGCUGGCACCAACCCUCUUCAGCCUUAUGUUCUCUUCCAUGCUGAUGGACGCCUACCGCGACGAACGCCCUGGAAUCGGCAUCGCCUAUAGAACGGACGGUCAUCUCCUGAAUCACCGGCGCAUGAACUCCCAAUCGCGCGUAUCCACAACUACCGUGCACGAAAUCCUCUUCGCCGACUACUGCGCCCUGAACACCACCUCCGAAGCCGAGAUGCAACGGAGCAUGGACCUAUUCUCCGCUGCCUGCGAGAACUUCGGUCUGAUCAUUAACACGCAGAAGACGGUGGUGGUGCACCAACCUCCGCCCAACUUAGCCACAGCCCCCAACGCGCCGCAAAUCAGCGUGAAUGGAACCCAACUGCAAGUGGUGGAGAACUUCCCGUACCUGGGAAAUACCCUAUCUCGCAACACAAAGAUCGAUGACGAAGUCGCCAACCGAAUCUCGAAAGCCAGUCAAGCCUUCGGUCGCCUCCAAAGCACAGUUUGGAAUUGCUACGGUCUCCAACUGAGCACAAAGCUGAAGAUGUACAAGGCCGUCAUCCCGCCGACGUUACUGUACGGAGCAGAGACAUGGACGGUGUACACGAGGCAGGCACGUCGACUGGAACACUUCCACCUCAGUUGUCUCCGUCGCAUCCUGAGGCUGAACUGGCGCGACCGCAUCCCUGACACCGAUGUGCUGGAGCGGACGGGAAUCCUGAGCAUCUACUCCAUGUUGAGACAAAUGCAGCUGCGCUGGAGUGGCCACCUGUUGCGCAUGGACGACGAGCGACUACCCAAACGACUCUUCUACGGAGACGUCGCGACGGGUUCUCGUCGUCAAGGAGGCCAAAUUCGCCGUUACAAGGAUACCCUGAAGUCCUCCCUGAAGCGCCUGCAAAUCAACCCGUCCAACUGGGAAGAUCUCGCCCGCGAUCUUCCGACAUGGAGGAGAACAUUGAAGACGGGCGCUGCUAUCUAUGAAGCCAACCGAAUCGCCGCCGCCAAAGCGAAAGGCGAAGUCCGCAAAUCACAACUUCGCCCAGUACGCAACGCCGCCGCACAACCUCUCCCUACGUGUCCUCGAUGUCAACGGACAUUCCGGGCACGAAUCGGACUUGUUGAAAAUCUGCGGAUCAACUGCACCUCUCGAACUGCUCCAGCCAUCGUCCCCCCGCCCGCCUCUUCCUCGUCCUCUCUGCCGCCAACUAACUCUGUUAACUCUUCUGUACCACCACUUCCAUCCUCCUCCUACUCCUCCCCCACUGCCCCAGCGGCGGCCGUUCAGACUGCCAUCUCACACAUCACCAACCCCAACACAACAACCGACACCACCUCUCCCGAUACUGCUGAUGAGGAUCAGGACUACACCUGCCCUCACUGCGACCGCACCUUCACCUCUCGCAUCGGCCUGGUCGGUCACUUGCGAAUCCAUCGCACAGAGACUGGCGAACCAGUGCCUGGAGCACCAACCUACACCCACCGCACUCGCCUUCACUGCCCACACUGUCCUCGCAGCUUCAUUCAUCGCAUGGGUCUAUUCGGCCACAUGCGCAUCCACGAGAGCGGCAUUGACCGCAGCCUUGACACACCCACAACACUAGGCCCCGCACCCAGUUCAUCACCUUGUGCGGCCAACAACCUCUCCGCAACCGCCGUCGAUGCCACCGACUUUACUACCCCCCACUCCUCCCCUUCCUACUCCUCUUCCUCCUUCACUGCCACAACGACGGCCGCCUCGGCGUCUGUCGCCCACGACUUCACCACAGCCGCACCUGACACAACAACAGGCACAACCCCUGCAACCUCCAUCAUCAGACGUGAGGGCCAGGACUACAUCUGCCUUCACUGCGAUCGCACCUUCACUUCACGCAUCGGCCUGGUCGGUCACCUGCGAAUCCAUCGCACAGAGACUGGCGAACCAGUGCCUGGAGCACCAACCUACACCCACCAUGCUCGUCUCCACUGCCCACACUGUCCUCGCACCUUCAUGCAUCGCAUGGGUCUAUUCGGUCACAUGCGCAUCCACGGCGACCUGCGGUAG
This is a messenger RNA of Spirometra erinaceieuropaei, 2283 nucleotides long. NCBI's taxonomy places the organism in Eukaryota, Metazoa, Platyhelminthes, Cestoda, Diphyllobothriidea, Diphyllobothriidae. The record is from the annotation of a GenBank genome assembly.